Molecule: messenger RNA, 3202 nt
Organism: Schistosoma rodhaini
Lineage: Eukaryota; Metazoa; Platyhelminthes; Trematoda; Strigeidida; Schistosomatidae
Source: the annotation of a GenBank genome assembly
ACAUGGAAAGUUAUUUGGCUGGGGAUUAUUUGAUUGCGUAAACUGUAACGGUAAUAUCACAUACACUCCUGAAAUACGCAAAGUAUUUUCAGGCUAGGAACUAAUCUACCAAAGCUUGACGUACCGAAAUUUAAUAAAUGAAUUUUGGUUGGAACAUAUCGGAUUAUAAACACCUUGGCCUUGUAUGCCAAAGGUUAUGCACAAAUAUCCCGUUAAAGAAUGUUCAAAUAAAAUGUAGGAUAGUAAAUAUGGUUUCAGACGUCAUGGUUGAGUUCCUGUACGAGAACACAUUACAGGAAGCUCUGGAAGCGUCGUUUGUUUUUCCAUUGAAUAGUGUGGCGGUUUACCAUUUCGAGGCACAUAUCGGUGACAACAAAAUUGUAUCCGUGUGUCGUCCACGUGCGGAGGCUAAGGAAACGUAUGACAGUGCUGUUGAAGAAGGGCAUACAGCAAUCUUGGCUGAACAGGAUGAACAUUGUGCCGAUUUAUUUAAAAUGAACAUUGGGAACAUACCGCCAAAUGGAAAGGUUGCUAUAGUUCUGCGAUAUGUUGGACUGAUAGAAGGAAAAAACGUGAAGACAGACACAUCUAAGUUCAGCCACUCAGAAAUUAUUCUAACUUUGCCAAGCGUUAUCAACCCGCGUUACUACCCAAAAGAAAAAAAACAUUCCGACGAGUUUGAGCCAUUUACGGAUCUUGUUCUUGUAAAUUCUGUGCCCUACACAAUAUCAUUUGAAUCUGAACUUUGGAUGCCGUCAAAGAUUCUGGAUGUCAAAUCAACACAUGAUAGCUUUACUUGGAACUGUAAAAACGAUUCUAAUCAUAGCCUUGUCAAACUUUCCUCUGAGUUUAUACCAGAUCAUGAUCUUCAAAUGGUUCUAAGUCUUUCUGAUCCACUUACAUCUCUGUCAUCUCUGGAAUAUGGUGAUCCAAACCAGUUGUCUAUAUUGGCUAUGAACUGUCUGAUGGUACAGCUUUUGCCUGAUAUUCCUAAUGUUGUUAGUUCUAAAGACAUGCGAUAUGAGUUCGUGUUUUUAAUCGAUCGUUCAGGUAGUAUGGAAGGUGAUAAUAUUUCUUACGCUAAGACCUCCCUUCUUCUCUUCCUAAAGAGCUUACCUAUGAGUUGUCGUUUUCAAAUUGUUGGCUUCGGGAGUUAUUUUGCUGCUUUAUUUCCAGAACCUACAGACUAUUCUGAAGGAUCGUUAAAUACAGCAAUGAACUACCAAAAAGACCUGAAUGCUGAUAUGGGUGGUACAGAAGCUUACAAUGCUCUAAAAGCAGCUCUACAUUCAACACCGAGUGGUAAAGGUUGGUUCAAACAAAUCAUAUUUCUUACGGACGGUGAUGUAGGUAAUGCAGAUGAGGUUAUCGGAUUGGUACGAAUGAAUGUUGACAAGGCAAGAGUAUUUACUAUAGGACUUGGACAGGGAGUAAGUACUGCAUUAAUUGGUGGUGUUGCUCGAGCUGGCAAUGGUACAGCAGAAUUUGUUCGUGAUCCUUCUCAGCUGCAGUCAGCUGUGAUGAGGACUCUUUCAGCUGCAUUACAGCCAAGAGCUGAUAAUAUUGAAAUGGAUUGGAAGUUAGUCGAGAAAUUUCAUGAUGGCAAGGAGAAACCAAUAGAAGUGAUAGUUGUUCCCAAGCGAAUAGCUCCAGUAUUCCCUGAUCGGUUCUCGACAUAUUUCGGUUUUUUCAAAUCUGAUAAAUCAUCGACUAUUCAAGGACAAGUAGAUUUCAAUUGUAGUAUACUAGGUGAAAAGAAAUCAUUCAUAUUAAGUAUAUCGAAAGCGAGAUCUAUAAAUGACAAGUUGAAUUGUUCUGAAAAUCUACCGAUUCAUCGACUAGCAGGAAAUAUGCGAAUGAAUGAACUUAUAGAUGAAUACCAUAGUAUACAAUUGAGUGAAAUGAAUGAAACAAAUGAAACAGAACUGAAGACCAUACGUCAACAAGUUGAAGAUUUAUCAUGUCAAUUGAAUAUAUUAUCAAAAUUCACUUCUUUGGUUGCUGUAGAUCCAACCAAGUUAGAUGUUGAUCCCAAGGAAAGAGUCAAAGUCACUGUACCUCAUAUGUUCCGUCGUUGCUCUGCUUUGAAAAUGGCAAUGCCUGCAGUGAAUUUUUGUUAUGAUAGCAUUGAUUGUCCUGUCAGUGGAGCUAUGGAAUGCCUCGCUUUACCCAUGUGCUCUUUCGGUGGUUCGUUGGGUUUUGAUACAAGCAUAUGUGCUGAAGAUCAAUUUCAAAAAAUUGAACCAGUUAAAUUAAUGGAAAAACACAUAAGACUUGCUGAAUUACAAAGUUUUUCCGGAUUCUGGAAAUUAAAUUCUGAUUUAUCUGAAUGUUUUGAAAUACCUCUUGACAAUUUGAGAGAGUUUUUAAAACAAAAUGAAAAAUCCUUAUUUCUAUCGGAUGUUACAUGGGGGACCGCUCUGGCAAUUGCUUUUCUGGAGUUAUGUAUGCCUGAGAAGGAAAAUGAAUGGCGUCUGAUAGUUGAUAAGGCCAAAUAUUGGCUCAACACUCAAUGUCAAGUGAAUCAAAAAGAUACAAAGAAUCCGAGUGAAUCAUGUGAUGAACUUAUUGAAAAAGCUCGUCAGGUAUUGACUAAACUAUUGAAGUCGACUACAUCCAAAUAGUCCUUGUAAUAGACAAUCUGAUUGACUUUCUAUUUUGAUUUGGAAGAUUUUUUUGACUUUCUUUCUUUAUAUGAUGAAAAUGUUGCACUUUGAUUUAUAAAACUAUACCUAUAUUUGUUUGACAAACUAAUUUAUUAUUUUAACUUUCUCGUGAAAAUACCAUCGCAAUUGAAAUUGGAAUUUUCGACUAUAUCACAAUAGAUAUUGACUGGGAUUUUUCAUUCUUCAUCCUGUAUAGCAAUUAUGUUUUCGCUAAAGAAUGGGGUGGUCGGUCGUUGACAAUAGUUGUUCUCUGUAUUGAAUUAUAUGGACACUAAAAAUUGAUCAGAGUGUGUAUACGCUGAUUGUUGACGAUCUUCAAACGUUUAAAUCGGCACCACUAACACAUGUCACUCAACUAUUGUUGUACGACUGCGACGAUGAUGACUUGAAUUAGUGCUCCAAAUACAACUUGAAAUUUGAAACUGUGAGUCCCAUUUUUUCACAUCGGGGUUGCCAUGACCAAUCAGUAUGUUAACUACCCACUGAAUCGUCAAUUAGUUUAUGGUACCCGACAUGUAUCCAUGAUCUCAAUAAAC